AGCGCAGAUCUUCUGCUCUCGGUCCCAGGAAUCGGAGCGGCUCCCCCUCGGCGGCGUCCAGCGACGGAGGGGCAGUCCCAGGCUCGGCGGCGGCGGCGGCGGCUCCUCCUCCCGCCUCUCGCCAGUCGCCUCGCGCCCUCGCCUCCGUCCUCCGCGCACCGGCCGGCGACCCUGCGGAAGCAAUGGAGUGGUGGGGUGCUGAUGUUCUGUGCUACUUCCGAACCUGAAAGGAGCUUCUUGCAAUGGCGCCAGGAAGCAGCAUUGUGACUGUAGUCCCCGAGUCGGACUGUGGUGAUGACGAUGGGCUUUCUGAGGCACUUGGGGGUAUCCGGCUUGACGUAGACUCUGCAAGUAAACCAUGGUCUACAUCACUAGCCAAUGUUGCAUUAUCAUCACUGUCUGGCUUGAAUGAUUUGCUCGAAUGUCCAGUGUGUACCAACUCAAUGCGCCCACCUAUACUCCAGUGCCCAAAUGGCCACACAAUCUGCUCUAGUUGCAAGCACAGGGUGGAGAACCAUUGCCCAACUUGUCGCCAGGAACUGGGAAACAUCAGGUGCUUAGCUCUUGAGAAGGUGGCAGAACAACUCCAGCUUCCAUGCAAAUACCAGAGUAUGGGAUGCACUGAGAUUCACCCAUACAAGAACAAACUCAAGCACGAGGAGCUCUGCAGGUUCAGGCCGUACAACUGUCCGUACGCAGGUUCAGAGUGUCUGAUCACAGGUGAUGUUCCGUUUCUGGUGUCUCAUCUCAUCAAUGACCAUAAGGUGGACUUGCAUGAGGGCUGCACGUUUAACCACCGAUAUGUGAAGCCCAACCCUUACGAAGUGGAAAAUGCUACAUGGAUGCUCACUGUUUUCAAGUGUUUUGGGCAGCACUUCUGCCUGCACUUUGAGGCGUUCCUGCUGGGGAUGGCGCCGGUGUACAUGGCGUUUCUGCGGUUCAUGGGUGAGGAGAGCGAGGCGCAGGGGUUCGGGUACAGCCUAGAGGUGGGUGGGGGCGGGCGGAAGCUGACAUGGCAGGGCACGCCGCGGAGCAUCAGGGACAGCCACCGGAAGGUGCGGGACAGCUUCGACGGGCUCAUCAUCCACAGGAACAUGGCACUCUUCUUCUCAGGCGGCGGUAGGCAGGAGCUCAAGCUGCGGGUCACUGGCCGCAUCUGGAAGGAGCAAGGGCAAUGAAAAGCAUCGCAAUCCCGUUCUCCCGUCCCUGGUGGCGCACCGUGCUCAUCCGGGGGCCGCUUCUGCUGAUCUGCUCCUCGCCAUGGUUUUAGUCCCAUUCCGUGUUCGUCCUGUGCAUUUGAUGUAUGUACAAAUAUUUUGGAUACGUUGUAGCCUAGACUAGACUGUCUCCAGACCUCAUUAACACGUGGGGAAAGCCCCGGCAAAACCUGUCAGUCUGACAUGUGCUCAUGUUGAUGCCUUUUGCCUUGUCUGGUUGUCCCUGCAAGGUAGGCGUUCUUGUUAUCAAGUGUUGAUACCUGUGCUACGGUUUUGUACCCCCAGUAUCGAGAGUUGUGGAGAGAAAAACAUCAUUCCGUGGGCCAAAA
Molecule: messenger RNA, 1546 nt
Organism: Sorghum bicolor (sorghum)
Lineage: Eukaryota; Viridiplantae; Streptophyta; Magnoliopsida; Poales; Poaceae
Product: E3 ubiquitin-protein ligase SINAT2
Exons: 4
Coding region: 243-1178 (311 amino acids)
Biological process (GO): multicellular organism development; ubiquitin-dependent protein catabolic process
Cellular component (GO): cytoplasm
Molecular function (GO): zinc ion binding; ubiquitin protein ligase activity; protein binding
Source: RefSeq, a predicted model, not a curated record